Messenger RNA from Brachypodium distachyon (stiff brome), 1439 nucleotides. RefSeq names its product THO complex subunit 4D. The record is from RefSeq and is a predicted model, not a curated record. Bases 309 to 1121 code for a protein of 270 amino acids. Gene Ontology annotation, biological process: mRNA export from nucleus. The transcript has 7 exons. NCBI's taxonomy places the organism in Eukaryota, Viridiplantae, Streptophyta, Magnoliopsida, Poales, Poaceae. Gene Ontology annotation, molecular function: mRNA binding. Gene Ontology annotation, cellular component: nucleus.
AAGCAGCAGGGAGAAAAGAAAAACAAAAACGGACGGGGGGCUAGGGUUUUGAUUCCAACGAAACCCCAGCACGCCGCCUCCGCACCUCUCUUCCCCAAAAUCGCCUCUCACUCCUCGGAGGCGGACGCCUCGUCUCCGUCCCGUCCCUCCUCCUCAGCAGCAGAGGCUCUAGACACCCAGGUCGGAAGCAUCUACCGCCUCCCGACGAGAAUCAGCGGCUGCCGAGUGCCGAAUCCCUGAGCGCCCCAAGAGUUGUCAAUUUAUUGUUGGAGACUUGUCUUGUCUGCCAUUGACUGAAACGAUUUAGGAUGUCAUUUUAUGCAAGAAGGGAUGGAGACAGGGGUAGUAACCGCUUUCAUGGAGGAGGUGGGCGAGGUGGACAUGUCAUGCGUGGAAGAUCAGGACUGCCUCCUCGAGGACCACUUGGGAUUAACGCCCGACCAUCUGCACGCAUUAUUGCCAAGUCUUUCAGCAGAACCAAAGAUAUGACCUGGAGACCUGAUCUGUUUAGUGAUAGUAUGGCGGCUAGUGGAAUAGAAACUGGUACAAAGUUGUACAUUUCAAACCUGGACUAUCGUGUUUCGAACGAGGAUAUAAAGGAGCUGUUUUCAGAAGUUGGUCACUUGAAACGCUUUGCUGUUCACUUCGAUGGAUAUGGUCACCAAAAUGGUACGGCGGAGGUGGUAUUUACAAGGAGGAGUGAUGCGGUUGCUGCAUUGAAACGUUAUAAUAAUGUUCUACUUGAUGGGAAAGCUAUGAAGAUAGAAGUUAUUGGAAGUGACUUGGGUUUGCCUAUGACACCUCGUAUAAAUGUCGUCGGGGCUUCUAAUGGCAGAGCUACGAGAACAGUUGUCAUGACGCCUGAAAUGGGUCGACGUGGUGGUGGUGCCAGCAAUAGGCCUUUGAGUAAUCCUGCCAACAGAUGCAAUCGUGGUGCUUUCCAAGCUGGCCGAGGCCGAGGCAGAGGUCGUGCCCCAUUCCAAGCCCAGUUCCAGGGACGAGGCAGGGGUCGCGGUCAAUUCCGGGGCCGCGGUCGGGGAAGAAAGCAACCAGAGAAGACUGCAGAUGACCUGGACAAAGAUCUGGAUUCCUAUCAUGCCGAGGCAAUGAAGACCGACUGAUUGUUGCAAGUUAGUGAUGGCGGUGCUGCACUUCCGCAUGGGCUUCAACAUUAUCCAAUGAUCAGUUGUAUCAGUUUGAGCAGUAGUAUUUCUGGGAGCAGAUAUCUUUCUGCGCUGGUUCCGAAACCAACUUCUCUAGUGGUCUAUUUGCAAUCUGCAGCCUUAGAUGUUACUUUUGUACUGGUUGUCUAAGAUUAUCGUGUUAAGUAGAAGAAACAAACAAGCUUGCGAUGCUAUUCGAUGACUUGUUUGUUAUCAUGCCUAGAAACCCCGCCAUUAAAAAAUUGUCAAAUUUUUCGGCUAUGUUCUUUGGAAGCA